Acanthamoeba castellanii str. Neff is the source of this 798-nucleotide messenger RNA. Its product is annotated as glycosyl transferase. The record is from RefSeq and is a predicted model, not a curated record. The transcript has a single exon. The coding region runs from base 1 to 798 and encodes 265 amino acids. Lineage: Eukaryota; Discosea; Longamoebia; Acanthamoebidae.
AUGACCUCGGCCGUGGCCCAGCUGCGACCCACGCGGAUCCUUCUCCACACCGAAGUCGGUGCGACGCCCUUGGGCUUCUGGUGGGACCAGUUCGCCGAGGCCCACAAGGAGCUGCUACAGGUGGUCGAACACGACCCGGUGACGUCGGUCUACGGCCACCCGGUCCAUGUGAUGGCCCACAAGACCGACGUGCUGCGGCUCGACGCGCUCUACAACCACGGCGGGGUCUACCUCGACUUGGACGUACUCGUCUUCCGCGACUUCCUGCCGGCCCUCAACGAUCACCUGCGACAGCACCCGGAGCAAGACGCGGUGCUGAUACAGGAGCGCGACGGGCGCGUGAGCCUAGGCAACGCGAUCAUCAUUUCGCGCCCGUUCUCCAAGUUCAUCGCCCUGUGGAAGAGCAACUACCACGACUUCAACGACAACCAGUGGUCCGCCCACUCGACCGCACUGCCGCGCAAACUGGCCCAGACCGAGCCCGGCGCGAGCCUGCUCCACCAGCUGCCCAGCACGGCCUUCUACAACCCCGACUGGGACGAGGCGCUCAAAGACCAGGUGGGCAGCAAGCUCUUCCUCGAGGAGCUGAAACCUGGUGAAGCGGGGCGCUAUGACUUUGAGGCCGCCGGUGCCUUGGGGUGGCACUGGUGGGGCCACAUCAUCGCUCGCCAGCUGGACACCUGGACGCCCUGCCUGCUCGUUGCGCAGGCCAACAGGACUGUCAUCAGCCGUCUUAUGGGGCGCUAUGUCAGCGACGAGCUGUGCCAACGCUGGCGGGCAUCGCAAAAAACUGCAUAA